Messenger RNA from Protobothrops mucrosquamatus (brown spotted pit viper), 1116 nucleotides. RefSeq lists its product as uncharacterized. Lineage: Eukaryota; Metazoa; Chordata; Lepidosauria; Squamata; Viperidae. The transcript has 5 exons. The coding region runs from base 1 to 1116 and encodes 371 amino acids. The record is from RefSeq and is a predicted model, not a curated record.
AUGUGUGUCUUAGAUCUUCAAGAGGAGUUAGAUAAGCAGAAAGAAUCUCCGCAGACUCACAGUGUUGAAUAUUUAUUUUUCAAUAACCCACUCUUUCAGGAAAGUCCUCAUUUAACCAGAACUUUUGAAGGACAAAUUCCAUGGACACAAUCAGAAAGGGAAAUUUCCACUGAGAAUUACAAGAAAAAUCUUAAAAGUGAUGUGGACUCUAGAAACCAUAAUGGUGACUUGUUUUCCCAGGCCACUGUGGCAAUAAGCCCUGUGGCCAGGAAUUAUUUUUCUGUAUGUGAUCCAGAUGCUAAUGAAGACACAUCCACCUGUUCUUUUCCAAGUUAUGUGCCCCAUUAUCGUUCCUUGUCUCCAUUGAUAAUCACAGAAAGAGAUCUUGAAACCACGUGCUCUUUGGAAGAGAAUUCAAAGGCUGAGGGCUGUUUUCUGGAUCCAUUCCAAGGAGAUGUUCUGGAAAACAUUACUCCAGAUGCAGACCUGCCUGCGUAUUUGCCAGCAGAAGGGCUGUUGUUUUCCGCCUCCAGCACUUUGAUGUCUGCUUUGCUGCAAGAGUCCACGGAGAGCUGUCCCCCUCCUAAGCCUACAUCUCCAGGGAAGAGUUGCUGCGUUCCCUCCAGCUUCCAGGUCCUCUCAGGUCCUGCUGCAGAACAGAAUCUGCAGCAAGAGAGGUUUGAGCCACAAGUAUCAUUCCACGGCCACCCUUCAUCUUCCUGCACAUGGUUAGAGGAGCCUGAAAGAACUUCCUCUCUACAGAAAGACGUCACCAGAGCAGAUGUGCACUCCGUCCCAUCUUGUGGUAUAGAGCGGAAGCUGGUGAGCUCAGUAGAAAGACUCAAGAUGGUGGAGUUGCCAGCUAUGCCAAGCGAUGGGAGGUCAAAAGACAGAGAGGAAGAGCCAAUGUUAUACUGCCGUGAAGAACUUGGAGGGGAGUUCAGCAGAACGGGGGAGAGUCUGCCUGCCAAGGUCACAGCAGAACCAAAUGGCACCCUGCUCCUUGCAAACAGCACCUCUGGAGACCUGGCCGCAGCACACAGGCUGGCAGCUCGCCUCUACCAUCUGGACGGGUUCAAGAAGUCUCAGGUGGCUGCUUUUCUCCAGAAGAAGUAA